ACACUGCCGUUAGAUUCGAGAACCCAAUUCCGCAACAGUAGCCGUUGAUCCUUGGGAGUGCAUGAAAGAAGAAGAAGAGAGUUUAGAGCUAAAAAUUGUGUGAUCGAAAGAAGACAAAAAAAAGAUGACAAGCAGCGCAUUAUGGCUUUGAUCAACUUUUUCAGUAAGCAAUCCCAUCUGGAUUAGAUUCACAUUUUUUUUUAGGCGCUAGUCCAAACAGUACCUAAACACAUGCCAAACACAGAAACGAUAUCAUCGGAGAGAGAGAAGAGAGAUUGUAAGAGUAGUAUUUGGACUGAGCUCUCCUUUGGAUCUCUGCGUUGCUUUUGUGCAAUUUAGUCUAAAUCCGCGCUAUCUCUUCGUGUUCUAUCUCUCUGCAAAUGCGUGUUUAAGGUGAUUAGGGAGUGUUUUAGUUCUUGAUUUGGGCAACAAUGGCGGGAGAAUUUGAAGAACCGUAUGGCAUUAGCUUUCAGACAGAUUCUUUGCACUCUGGCUCCAUAUCAUUUGGAAGAUUUGAAAGUGAAGACUUGUCUUGGGAAAGGAGGUCAUCUUUCUCUCACAAUAGAUAUCUUGACGAGGUUGAGAAAUACUCAAAACCAGGUUCAGUUAUUCAGAAGAAAGCUUAUUUUGAAGCCCAUUUCAAGAAAAAGGGUAUGCAGCUACCAGGUUCUCUUGAGGGCCAAAAUGGGAUAGAAUACCAUGGUAAAAAUGCUGUCUUUGAAAAUGUGGGCCACAAAGAAGACGAUGAUAAUGCAAAUGGAAGUAGCAAUUAUCCUCAGUCUGAGGAGGUUGCACAUAAGAAUGUGGAAUAUACAAAAUUUAAUGAUGGAUAUACAAGAAGUCAAUUUGAUCAUGCAAAUAGUAGCAGGCAAUAUGCUCACUUUGGCGAGAGCCCUGAAGGUUCAGAAUAUCAUGGAGAGUAUGAGGUGAUGGUAGGUGAAAGAGAAGAUCCUGAACUUUUAUCUUCUGAAUCUCAGAUGGAAGCUGCUUUGGCCAAUGCUAAUGUUUUGGUAGAAGGUGUCUUUGAAGACAUUAAACCUCUGGAAGCACAUCAAACCGAAACUGGAUCUGACAAUAAUGACAGACAAGAAAUAGUAACAAAAGAGAACCUUAAUGACAAUGCUGCUAAAGUGGACAGGUCAUCUAGGCCUAUUGACCCUUCUCUAAACUGUGGAACAAUUGGGAGUGAUAAAACUACUGCAGUACAUCAGCAAAAUCUUUCUCCAAAGGUGGGAGCUCCAAUGGAGGGUAAAUGUGGCAAGCCCGGAUUGAAGUCCCAGGCUAAUACCAGUGAAGUCCACAAAAGAAAUCAUAAUGAUACAUCAAAAACAACUACGAAGAAGCUAAAUAGGAGGGAAAGAGAGAGUUCGCAAAGAAUGAAAUCAGAAAAGAACUCACCACAAGCUGCCAUUCCAACCAGAUGCAUGCUGCUCAGAACUCUGAAAGGAGAGGAUUCUGAAAUUUGUAAUUCAAGAUCAAAUCUUGCAAAUAAAAGUGACAGAGAACCAAAGAUAAAGAAAGUAGUUGAAUCUGAAAGCUCUGGAUCAAAGAAAGUUGAACCUAGAACACGUCAGAGCGCUAACAGAUUUAAGCAGACUGUUAGCUCAGAUAAGCCAGACACAAGGACAAGCACUGCAGCUUUCAAUUUCAGAAGUGAUGAACGAGCAGAAAGGAGGAAAGAGUUCUAUACGAAGUUAGAAGAAAAAAUGCAUGCUAAGGAGGCUGAGAUGAAUCAGGUUCAAGCAAAAACACAAGAAAAGACAGAGGCUGAGAUUAAACAAUUCCGAAAAAGCCUUAAUUUUAAAGCAACACCUAUGCCUUCUUUCUAUCGUGCUGCUACACCACCAGACGCCAAUGGAAACAAGGCAACGUCAUCUAAAGCCAAACCAGCUAAAAUACAACAGAAGUCAACGAGUCCGGAUGAUGGAGCUGCUUCAAGUUCUCCAUUGCUUUCUAAGUCUAGAAAUAACCAUGGUGUCUCUGGUGUUAAACCUGUAAAAACAGCCGAUCUACCUGAAUCAUCGAGGCUAACUAAUUGCCAUGCAAUAGAGAUUUCUGAAGCUGGUGAAACUCUACCAACAAACAGCGGCAACCUCCCAGAAGCUGUAGUGAAAAAUAGUGAUGCUGGCAAGGAUUCAGAUAAGGUAAAGGAUAGCAAUUUGCAAAGAAAGUGUCAGAGAAUGUUAGUGUCAAAAAACCUGAGUGUUGAGGGCAAGCCAAAAAUGGGAAACCGAAGAAAUAGCAGUGAGAUGAUGAGGAAAAGUGUCAAGGGUGUUGGAAUUGGCAGCGGUUCUGGAAUGGGUAGUGUAGCUGUUGGUGUAGCCUCCUGAACCAAGUUAUGUUCUCCAUUGGGUGAAAAAAUGCUAUCUCAGUUGCCUGUGAUGAUGAUAUUUGCGUGCAUGCUGCUGUAUGAAUAGAAGUGCAAAGACAAUGGUGGUCGUAUCAGGCAAUGUCCCACGAAUGCCUUGUGAGCACCACAAAAAUCACAACGCAUUACAAUUGACUGUGAGGAGAUAACAUUUCCCUUGUGCCAUUGCUUAACAUGUGCGCAGCAGGUACUAUACCGUGUAGCUGGAAUAGGUAAUAAUGAUUGUUGGUGGCUUGAUCGCAGAGAAUGCUUGAAAUUGCAAAUUGUCUAGGGUAGCUGUGGCUUUUGCUGUUGUUUUGGUAGAAAUUGGUGUUGUAAAGGAAAUUCACAAAUAUAAAUAAGUUUGAAACAGGCAAUUAUGGAAUUAAGUAAUAUUUGUGUUUGUUCAAA
This is a messenger RNA of Hevea brasiliensis (rubber tree), 2758 nucleotides long. Its product is annotated as protein WVD2-like 7. The transcript is spliced from 11 exons. The coding region runs from base 432 to 2330 and encodes 632 amino acids. The record is from RefSeq and is a predicted model, not a curated record. Lineage: Eukaryota; Viridiplantae; Streptophyta; Magnoliopsida; Malpighiales; Euphorbiaceae.